CAGAUCGCGCCUUCAUCCUACUCUUAUCCACCUGAAGCCCACUCCUCCAUGGCUUCUCUUCUCCGCAGCGCCCUCCCUCCCUCUGUCCGUCCCGACCGCUGCCUCCAUCGAGGAGGUAGGAGUCUAGGAGAUCAGCGAGCUGGUAGGCCGACAGCUCUUGCGGCCGGCCGUCACAGAAGCUACGCCGUACGCGGCGGCGGCUAGCCCCAGCUUAAUAGAUUAGUUCUGCCAUGGCGAGGCUUCCCGGUGUGCGUUGCUGUGACCUUGCCGCGCGCGGCUCCCUCCCUCCUCUCGGCCUUGCCUGCCGCCCUCGCAGGUUGCCCCGCGCCUCGGCUCUACGCUACUCGUCUCUCCAAGCUGGUGACAGCCUCGGGGAGGAUGUCUUGCGCAUGUUCCUUGAGGAUAGGCAGGAGAAUGGGGACUUCGUCUCCAAAGUCGCUGACAUGGUUUUGAGGAGAAAUGACACAGAUCUUGAGGUGUUAGAGGCUACCAUGGAUCAAGGAAAUGCUGCAGAUGUUGGGCAACCUGACGAUUUCAGGGAUGAUGUUAUGAGUGAGGGAGUCGUGGGAUUUGAGGCAACUGGAGAUUUUGUGUCCGCUGAGGACAGCCUUACUAUGAGAAGGAGGCUUUCUGCUCUGGCUGGGCUGAAGGAGAGUGAUAAAAGGAAGGAAUUCAACCUUCUGAGAUACGAAGCAGUAAUUUUCACUACCAGUGUUUCAUCUUCUGAUGCAUUUAGUAGGAAAAAAAAAUCAUAUCCAGCUGCUCAUGUUAGUCGUUUCCUGCAGAUUAAGGACGAACUGUUGCUUUUGACCGUAGGAAUUGGAGCCGCUUGCACUAUAUAUUGUGUCCUAGUCUUCUCUCUCGAGGCUGGUAUCAGUUAUGCUUUUGGAGUUGCUUUCAGCUGGUUGUAUCUUCAACUUCUGUAUCGACACGCAGAUAACCUAUCGAAGGAAGAUGUUCCUGAAGUUUUUCUAAAGAAGAAAGUGAAGAAAAUCGGCAUUCGAAGCGAGGAUUUGAAGGAUACAUUAGAGAAGACAUUGGGUGGCUCUCUAUUUGUUCUUUCAUCCCCAAGGCUAAUAAUUCCUGCAGUGAUUUUUGGGCUGUCAACCUUUUCUAGUCAUUUUCAAAAUAACAUUUUUAAUUUUGAGCUUGUUCCAGGUAUGAUGGGGUUCUUUGCGUACAAGGCCGCAACUUUGGUACAAGUCUACAGAGAUAAUGAUGAUCUUAGAUUGAUACUCCCUGACGACGAUCCUGACUACAGCUGAAAAGUUUGAGCUGCAGAAAGCAAUGCACCAGCUGGGAAAAAAAAGCGCAGGAUAGGAGUACAAUGCGGUGUGCAGCAACCAGCAAUUGCCAUGCACCACAGCAAGUCGGAGAUCGCAGAGGAGUAUUCUUACUAGUACUACUAGCUAAAUGUUUUUCCGAGUAGUCAGUUACAAAUUUUGCAACCUUAGUGCCGGGCAGUUCAACACUAGUACUGUUAACAUGAUGA
This is a messenger RNA of Aegilops tauschii subsp. strangulata, 1492 nucleotides long. RefSeq lists its product as uncharacterized. NCBI's taxonomy places the organism in Eukaryota, Viridiplantae, Streptophyta, Magnoliopsida, Poales, Poaceae. The record is from RefSeq and is a predicted model, not a curated record.